Molecule: messenger RNA, 2444 nt
Organism: Morone saxatilis (striped sea-bass)
Lineage: Eukaryota; Metazoa; Chordata; Actinopteri; Moronidae
Gene: lims1
Product: LIM and senescent cell antigen-like domains 1
Exons: 10
Coding region: 107-1114 (335 amino acids)
Biological process (GO): positive regulation of integrin-mediated signaling pathway; cell-cell adhesion; cell-cell junction organization
Cellular component (GO): focal adhesion; cytoplasm; cell-cell junction
Source: RefSeq, a predicted model, not a curated record
GGUGGUUCCACCCCCCCGAACCGCUGCCAGCUCCGGCACAGGACGACACGGUGCAGGACGACACACCACCAGCUAACUGUGUCCAAAGCCGUGGUUCCGAGAGGUGAUGCUGGGUGUGGCCGGGAUGACGGGCAGCAUUGCUAAUGCCCUGGCCAAUGCAGCCUGUGAGCGAUGCAAGAGUGGCUUCGCUGCGACGGAGAAGAUUGUCAAUAGUAAUGGAGAGCUGUACCAUGAGCACUGCUUUGUGUGUGCUCAAUGUUUCCAGCAGUUUCCAGAGGGACUGUUCUAUGAGUUUGAAGGGAGAAAAUAUUGUGAACAUGACUUCCAGAUGCUCUUUGCUCCUUGCUGUCACCAGUGUGGGGAGUUCAUCAUCGGCCGUGUCAUUAAGGCCAUGAACAAUAGUUGGCAUCCUGACUGCUUCUGCUGUGACAUUUGCCAGGCUGUGCUUGCUGACGUGGGGUUUGUCAAAAAUGCUGGUAGGCACCUGUGUCGCCCGUGCCAUAACCGUGAGAAAGCUCGUGGCCUGGGCAAGUACAUCUGCCAGAAGUGCCAUGCCAUCAUUGAGGAGAACCCACUGAUCUUUAAGAAUGACCCUUAUCACCCAGACCACUUCAACUGCAACAACUGUGGGAAGGAAUUGACUGCUGAAGCCAGGGAACUGAAGGGGGAGCUCUACUGUUUGCCCUGCCACGACAAGAUGGGUGUACCAAUCUGUGGUGCCUGUAGGAGACCCAUCGAGGGGCGUGUUGUCAAUGCCAUGGGCAAGCAGUGGCAUGUAGAGCAUUUUGUGUGUGCCAAGUGUGAGAAGCCUUUCCUCGGUCAUCGGCAUUAUGAGAGGAAGGGGUUGGCCUAUUGUGAGACUCAUUAUAACCAGCUCUUUGGUGAUGUGUGCUAUCACUGCAACCGUGUGAUUGAAGGCGAUGUGGUUUCUGCUCUCAACAAGGCCUGGUGUGUCAAUUGUUUCUCAUGCUCUACCUGCAAUACAAAACUCACUCUCAAGAACAAGUUUGUUGAGUUUGACAUGAAGCCUGUUUGUAAAAAGUGUUAUGAGAAGUUUCCUCUGGAGCUGAAGAAACGGCUCAAGAAGCUGGCUGAAUCUUUGGGACGCAAGUGAGAUGCUUCCAGCUAAACAACCUGAGAGUAUGUCUAUGAUUUCUGUCUGCAUUACAACACAAGGACCCGUCCUCUUACCAGUGUAUCAAUAUUAGUCAUUUAAAUCUGGGAUCUACUUAAAAAUAUGAAUAUAUAUCACUGUGAUGUUGUCAUAAAGGUGCCUCUUAUCAGAUGUUUUUUCUUGCUGUUUUUAUUUUUAUAUAUGCAAAUGUUUUUUUGUUGUUUUUUUUUUUACAUUCCUAAAUUGUCCAAAUUUGUUAUUCUCCCCUAAACAAGACAUGUGGUGUACCAGUUUAUGACGACUUUACCACAAGCAUAAUUACCUACUGCUAUGUCUAAAACUUUGGAAAAGAUUGUUCUGCAUUAUUUUAAAUUACAUGUGUGCCUUGAAUAUAUGAAUUAUGUGUCUUAAAACGCAGAUAAUGGUUAAAAUGUAACAUACGUUAUAAUACAGUUAUGCCUUAGUAAAUCUAUCUUAAUUAGACAAAGUAUCUAGUGAAAGCAUUUAUACCUCAGCACGAGUAAUUAAAAAACAACCACUGUGUUUUAUAGGAUAUUGCAAUGAUGUCUCCUGCUAACAGGAAAAAAAUAAAUAACAUGUUUAAAGAAAAACUUAAAAUGAGCUAUUACUGGGAGCAAGGCUAACCUCUUAAUGAGAUGUGUUUACUCUAAUACUCAUCAACUGGUGAUGUUAAAUCUAUGUGAAAUGUUAGAAGUUUGUAUGUAAUGUUUAGAACCGGUUGUCUCUGAAUUACUAAUAGACUGUUGAUUUUUUCCAAUUUGCCCUUUAGUCCCAAUGUUUUGAAACGUCAACAGCAAGCUGGGAGAGAAUAUGAGAUCAGAGGGCGCUAUUAUGAUUAGAAAGACUACAAAUCCGAGUGUAUCUUUUACCCUAACCCACUGAUGUUAAGGCCUCCAGUAUGAACUGUGUUUUCAGUAUGUAUGGCAGUGUAAUGUUAAUGCUUGUACUGUAAAUGCCUGGGGUUUGUUUGUUUGAUAUUUUUAGCUAAAUUAACGUUUGCAACUUUCUGAGGGAAACAGUUCAAAGGAAUCCAGAUGAAAUGAACCUUCAGCUGAUUAUUUAAUGUGAGAAUACUUUGAUGUUAAAGUAUCAAUGAGUCAGCACAUUGCUUGGGUUGUUUGUACGUGCCACACAACAAAAAAUGAUCUUUGCUUGGGUAAGCAUUUUUUAUUAUUAGAACACUUGCAUAUACAUUUUAUUUGCCAGAAUUUACAUCUGAUUUGCCAGAAACAGAGAAUUACAGUUUACUGUAGCACAUAUACUGUAUUUGAUUUUCUGCUAAAUGAUCAAUAAAGUAUUCCUAAACGCA